Aspergillus alliaceus is the source of this 1613-nucleotide messenger RNA. RefSeq names its product nucleolar and coiled-body phosphoprotein 1 family protein. The coding region runs from base 105 to 1355 and encodes 416 amino acids. Lineage: Eukaryota; Fungi; Ascomycota; Eurotiomycetes; Eurotiales; Aspergillaceae. The record is from RefSeq and is a predicted model, not a curated record. The transcript is spliced from 2 exons. Gene Ontology annotation, cellular component: nucleolus; nucleoplasm.
UUCCUCUCUUCGAAGACCAUCAACGAGAUUCAGUACUUCAAGUACUUCAUACAGUGAUAACACUGUCACUGUCUCUAGAAAGAACUGAAUACCAAGCAGGCAUCAUGGCUGGACAAAAAGGAAAGAAAUCGCCACCUGCAAAAUUGGCCCGGGAUAAAAAGGCCAAAAGCACACAGUCACUUCCUCCUCAGCUGCUCGCUUCGGUUGAGACUUUUCUAAUUGAGUCCGGUUUCACGAGUACUUAUGAAGCUUUCGCCAAGGAACAAACCAGCAAAUCCGUUAGCAAGUCGAAGUCCGACUCUAAGAAUGCACCGUCUUUGCUCGAAAUCUUUCAGAACUGGGCGAGUAAGGCAGACAACGUCGAGUCUUCCAGCUCUAGCUCUUCCGAGAGCUCGAGCAACUCGAGCAGCAGCUCAGAAAGCGAUAGCAGCUCCGAUUUGUCCAGCGACUCUGACGUUGACAUGAACGAUGCGCCGAAAGCGCAGUCGAAGAAACAAUCUAGAAGUUCUUCUCCCUCUUCGUCUUCUUUGUCCUCGUCCUCUUCUUCCUCUUCGGACUCCGAUAGCGAUGCCGAUGACGAGAGCGAGAAGGAGGCGGCUCCUGCUGCCAAACCUCAGGGUACUAAGCGCAAGGCCGAGUCUGAUUCCUCUUCUGAGUCCGAAUCCGAGUCGGACAAGGCUCCCCAGAGCAAGAAGACAAAGAUCUCUGCUAAGGAAAAGAGCUCGUCAUCUGACUCUUCCGAUUCUUCCUCUGAUUCGUCCUCCAGCGACAGCGAUUCUUCAUCUGAUUCAAGCUCUAGCUCUAGCUCCGACUCAGACUCCUCUUCCGAAUCUGAAGAAGACACCGUCAAAAAGUCUGCCAAGAAGACCUUGAAGGUUGCGAAAAAGACCCCAUUGCCUCCAUCUGACUCUAGCUCUAGCGACGACUCCAGUGACUCUUCCUCGUCUGAGUCCGACUCAGAUGAGAAGAAUGAAAAGUCCGGCACAUCCUCGUCUCAGAGCUCUUCUAGCAGCGAAACUGUUCAAGACUCCGACUCGGUUGCUCAGAAGCCUACUAGUGUUUCGACUCCGGUAACUGGUUCUUCCAGUGCCAGCCCAGCACCUGGAAAUGGCUAUGCCAAGAAGAAACACACUGGCGCCCGCCCUACCCCCCUGGCCCUCCUCAGCGAACAGCCUACCGACCACUUGCUCUCCAACGAAUAUGUGCCCUAUGCCUAUGCUGAGAAGGCCUGGAAAGAUCUCUCGGUCACCCGUGGCAAGGGCUUCACGAAAGAGAAGAACAAGAAGAAGCGUGGCUCUUACCGUGGCGGUCCUAUUGACAUUUCUGGAGGGAAGUCGUUCAAGUUUGAUGAUUAAAUUCGAGGCCCAUCACCGAAAUUGGGCUGCGAGGACUCCCACCGUGUUAAUUUUGCUAUCCUUUUACCAACUUGCUCUACAAAAGUUUAGACGAGUAGAUCUAGAUUCACACUUUUAGAUCUUAUUACCCAUUUUUUUAUUCGCAACUACAAGCAAGGCGCUAAUGGAGCUGGAACUGAUGUUUAAUUUAUUCAUGCAACCUACUAAAAAGAAAGUAUCUGUCAACUGCUUUCACUUCCCUAUGAGAAUCUUCAAAGA